CAAGUAAGAUAUGUGCGUUAUAAACUGUAAGGUGUUUUCUUUAAUACAGAAUAAAGCGUUCGAUAAAGCUUCCAAGACAUAAUUUUGGCUACUGGUUUUAAUUCAUAAUCAUAUAUAAAAAUGGAUUUAAGUCGCCUUUUAGCAUUUGUAGUACUGAUAUUUGUUCAUGGAGUUUAUUGUGACACUGAAUGUGAUUGUAACACUAAUAAAGAACUAAUGGAAUUGAUACAUAAGGACUACUUACAGAUGAGGCUUGAAAACUUUAAGAUUAUGUCACGUCUGAGACGCUUAGAAAUAACUAAACAAACUGUUUCUGCAAAGUCGGAUCCACUUACAGCAAAAGGUUCUAGGCAAAAAGUGGCGGACGGAAUCGACGCAAAAUAUGCAAAAAUAACAGCACAGUUAGAGCGAGUCAACGACAUAGACGCAAAAUAUGCAAAUAUAACAGCUCAAUUAGAGCGAGUAGACGAGAUUGAUGCAAAAUAUGCAAAACUUAAUGCACAACCGGAGCGGAUUAACAAACUGGAGGCCAACAUUGCACACUUGACAGAGCAAUCGGAAAACAAGACACGAACAAUCGAGGACAAACUAGCCAAAACAGUAGAAAAUUUGGAGCGAAUUGAUGAGAUCGAGGAUAAGAUUGUCAAAAUAGGAGAAAUGAUGAACAGAAAUGAAGCAAAUAUAACGACUCAAAUGGAGUGGAUGGACAAAGUUGACGCAAAACUUACAACAAUAGCAUCACAAAUCAUUGGUAUUCUCGAGAAAAUGGAUGACUACAAAAUGGCAUUUGAUUUCAGGAAUAUUGUUACUAAAACUAUAUUGGCAGAAAAAACUAGUAGAAAUAAGUUUGAUUCCAACAUCAGAAAUCAAAUAGAAAAUAUAAAACAUUUAUUUACUGAGUUCAAGACUGAAACAGCCACGUUGGUACAUGAUCAACGUGUUUCAUUGUCUACAAAACAUGAAACUUUCACGGAACAGAUGACCAGACAAGUUGCUGAAGUAUACCAUCAGAUGUACACAGAUAUAGGUGAUAUUACUUCAGAACUAAAUAAAGUAACAGAAAAAGUUUCCAAGAUGAAUACAGAGAUUUCGACUUUGAAUGAGAUAACAACUGAAGACAAAACUGAUGGUGCCUGGAGUAGCUGGGGCAAUUGGGGUUCUUGCAGUGUAACUUGUGGCGGAGGGAUACGAUCACAGACUCGAACUUGUACAAAUCCGAAGCCAUCAUUACUAGGAAAAAUUUGCGAUGGAGCUCCGGUACAACUAAGCAUUUGUAACAAACAAACAUGUCCUGAUCACAAGAUUGCCUUCACGGCUUAUGGCACAACAGGAACUUCACCAGUUGUAUUAAUCACGUUAUUAUGAACUACGGCAAUAGCUAUGACAGCUCAACGGGAAAGUUCACCUGCAAAGUGCCAGGAAUAUAUAACUUUGCCAUGCAGAUUUCAAAACUGUACAAUAAAUUAACAGAUCUUGUUGACUGUUUUAUUUAUAUAAAUUCAUUGGAACAAGUAGGUGCUAGAGAAGAUCCAAUUGGAAUAAGAAAAGAACCUGACAAGGAUGGAUAUUCUAUCAGCGUAUCAGGCACAUUUCAUCUACACAGAAACGACUACGUGUUUAUCAAAUGCGAUGGUAUCAGUGUUGUUUUCACAGACAGAAGAUCCUCAUUUACAGGGUUCUUAGUGACACCUGAUAACUGAUUAUCAUUUGUAUGUACAGCUGUCUGUUCACUUAUGUCCAUAUUGAUAAUAAAUAUUGCUUAAAUGUUA
This is a messenger RNA of Mercenaria mercenaria, 1769 nucleotides long. RefSeq lists its product as uncharacterized. The transcript is spliced from 4 exons. Gene Ontology annotation, molecular function: metalloendopeptidase activity. The record is from RefSeq and is a predicted model, not a curated record. Gene Ontology annotation, biological process: extracellular matrix organization. Gene Ontology annotation, cellular component: extracellular matrix. Bases 121 to 1365 code for a protein of 414 amino acids. Lineage: Eukaryota; Metazoa; Mollusca; Bivalvia; Venerida; Veneridae.